Leucoraja erinaceus (little skate) is the source of this 2217-nucleotide messenger RNA. RefSeq lists its product as uncharacterized. Gene Ontology annotation, cellular component: trans-Golgi network. Lineage: Eukaryota; Metazoa; Chordata; Chondrichthyes; Rajiformes; Rajidae. The coding region runs from base 511 to 1305 and encodes 264 amino acids. The record is from RefSeq and is a predicted model, not a curated record. The transcript has 3 exons.
UUUAUUUGUGUGGUGCUAAUGGGCUUUUUAAGCUGCAGGUAAGAAAUUAAUUUGUCAGUUGGCAGUACAUAUGACAAUCACUCGACUCUCGAGGUAGUUUUAAAGAAUUUCUUCAUGGAGAGGGAAGGAACUCCAGUUUGGAAACUACGCAGCUAAAUACAGGGUCAUUAAUGGGUUAAUUGAUUAAAUUUGAAGAUGUACCUAAAAUCAGAGUGCAGACAUCUCAGAUGUUUAUAGGGCUGCAAGGGGUAGAGAGAAUGAGCAAAGUAGGAACUUGAAAAUAACAAUUUUAAAUCUGUGGAAUUUUACCUUGAUCAAUAAAAGAGACAGUGUUAUACCAAUCAGCUGUGGAGGGUUGCACUAACCUGAUGAUUUCACUUAGCUACUACAAUUUCUGUACCAAUGAACGACUGCAAAGAGUGUCCUUUUAGUUGCCGACUUCAAAUAAAUACACUCCUCACUGUGGCAUCAUUUUAAACAUAGUUGCAUCGUGACGAAUUCCUCUCCAAGAUGCAGAGUACAGGGGUUGGGACUUUCAGCUGGCUAUACUUGCUGCUGAUAUUACAGUCUUCUCCCUCUUUCUCCCAGAGAUCAGAAUGCAUUAAGCUGAAUUCCUGCAAAUGCAUAAUGAAGGAUGGAUCAGGAGUAAUUAAUCUAGCAGCAGUGGGUGACGAUAAUGGAUUUCUGGCAAGGGAUAAAUCUCUUACAACUAGUUCGCCUGGGGAUUCUGAUCUUAAUAUUCUUUACUCAUUUAGCCCUUGUCGUCCAUUUAGUGAACCUUUCAUGUUUGCUUCUGACUGUUCGGAUGUGGCUGUUUGCCUGAUCUUCAGAUACCAAGCCCAAGGGAGAGAGAAUGUGAAUUUUCACAACUAUGGGAGGCACAAGCUGAAUGAGUUCAAUUAUGAUAACAAGUCAAAAAUUCUCACUGUCACCUAUUCAGCAUCACCCAGCAGUUCACGGCAGACAGUGGUUCGAUACAUUUGCAGCUCCAGUCGCUCAGUGACUCCCUCUCAAGAACCAGAGAAUCCCGAUGUGUUAUGGAUUUCUAUCGAUAGCCCUUGUGCCUGCCCCAACAGCUGCAAGCCUACCGAUGUGGGUCCAGGAACCAUCAUCUUAGUGGUGUUCAGCAUAACUAUUACAGCCUACUUCUUGUUUGGCUUGUGUGCAUUCGAUCCAGUCAGAACUCCGAAUGGCAUCGAAAUUAUUCCCAAGGAAAACAUCUGGUUAAGCUUGUGCUUUGCGUGUGUGAAAAGAAGAAAGAGCACAAGACAGAGACAUAACCGAUUAAGCAAUAUACCAGAUUAGCUUCUUUUGAUCUGCAAUACACACACACACAGUAUUUGCUGCAAAACAUUCAGAUUUCAUUUUUCCUUCCUUAUUCAGAUCGAAUGUAUUUAAAAUGUGGUGUUAUUUUAUAGAAAUUAGCUCAACAGCUUUGAAAGGCAAACUAAAGCAUAUUUCCCCAUAGAUUUAAAGCAAAAUAACUCAUGAUGGUGCAUCAAUUAUUUCCAAAAUCUUUGUGCUGAGGUUCUGGCAAAUGGUUUCCGGGGACUUCUUGUUAAAACCAACACUUUGGGAGUUAAACAUUUUAACACGAGGUUGGGAGUAGAAUAUUUAUUGCUUAUGAAUUCACAAAUCAAUGAUAGAAAUUCAUCCAAUGUGUUGUAAGAAUUUGAGAGUACAAUUACUAUUUUAAUCAAUUGAUGAUCCAGAACCCUGAAUGAAUGACCCAGUGAAUACAUUCAAAAAAUGGCUGUUCAGGAAUUUUUAUUUUCAAAUUCAUAUUAUUUCUACAAUCCUUUGAAAUGUUACUGGAUGGGCAAGAUCUUUGAAGGAUUACAAAUUGGCUAGCUUUACUGUAGCUUUAUAGUGUGGUCAUGGCACACUGAAUGUGCUCUAAAGCUGUAAUAUUCUAUGAUAUGUUUGGAGCUUCUUAAAAACUUUUGAAAGUAUUCACUGUCUAGUUAUUUGUUGAACACUAUCAGUGCCUCAAAGGGUUGAAUGUAUAACCUGAUAUGUUCAAAGCUAUACUUUAAGGAAUCAACUCCCUCAUGUAUGCUGAAUUUGCCAUUUGCAGACAAUGUUAUGAGCUAACAACUGUCAUUAAGUUUCAAAAAUACGGAAAUAGUUGGAGUUAGUGUAGGAACCUCUCCAAGGUCCUCUGUUGUUACGAUGGUAACAAGUGACCUGUGAUGCCAUCCAGCAGAUGAGCAUACU